GCCAUGUACGACGGAUUCAACGUUCGUCAAGGCGCCAUCAACGCGAACCACAUGGACAUGGUGAGAUUCGCGUCGAGCCAGGACCCAGGGUACAAGAAGACUCUCGGUUUCCUCGUGGAGCUCUGUAAUGCCCGUCCAGCAGCGCAGCAAGUGGUGGACGAACGAGUCCAUAAAAGAAGUGAUAAGAUUUUGGAACUCCUGAAUUUUCCGUCCAUCAACGAACGCGAGCUGGCCAUUGAGGAGGCGUACAACGACACAUGCACCUGGAUAAUGGACGACCGGCCUUCCGACAAAACGAGCAAUCGCAGCACAACCCGAUUCAAAUCGUGGCUCAGGAGCAACAGCGAGUCGAUCUUCUGGAUCAGCGGCAAAGCGGGCUGCGGUAAAUCGACGCUGAUGAAGUUCAUCUACCAGCACGAGGAUACGGCAGCGGCGCUCGCCGAGUGGGCGGGUAGUAAGAAACUGAUCAAGGCGGGGUACUUCUUCCUGGACCGCGGCAACGACCUGCAGAAGUCCCGAGAAGGGCUGCUUCGAAGUCUCCUGUGCCAGAUCCUGGGCGAGCGGCGAGAUCUCGUCCCUGUCGCAUUCCCUACCUUUUUCGGCAGCGUGCCAGUGCCACCGACAUCAGCGACCAUCAAUACCUGGGAGAGCUUGAGCCGCGCCUUUGAUGCCGUGCUAAAGGGCCUGACGGACUCGAAAGUGUGUCUGUUCAUUGACGGGCUGGACGAGUACCGCAUGGUGGAGAGAAUGCACGAAUACACGCCGGAGCAGCUCGACAUCAUCUACGACGGCACCAAGGAAGACGAGUCCUGGGGGCUCAGCGACUGGAUCGUGGCCGGACACAAGGACAUUGCGGAGCUCGUUCUCCGGUUCAAAGACAGAUCAAACACGAAGAUCUGUCUUUCUAGCCGCGAACUCAAUGUCUUCGAGCAGCGCUUUGCCGGUCUUCCGCGACUCGAAGUGCACCAUUACACGGCCGGGCCGAUCGAGCAGUAUUGCGAGGGGCGCCUUUCGAAGGAGGCCCCCGGCCUUGUCGAUCGCGACCGCUUUGUCUCGACCAUUACCGCGAAAUCGCAAGGCGUGUUCCUCUGGGUCCGCCUCGUGGUCGAUAUGCUCGUCGAUGGGACUGCCGACGGCAACACUCCGAGCGAGCUGUGGCAGACCUUGGAGAGCCUGCCUGGGCGGCUCGGUGGGAAGAACGGGCUUUACAUGCGGAUGAUGCAGAACGUGAAGGCAAAAUAUCUCCCCGAGGCCGAGAGACUGUUUCAGAUUGUCAUGCACUGGCAUUUUAUCAGUCAGUCAGGAAGAGUAUUCCCUCUGAGAGGAGACAUGGACAUCAUCACAUUGUUCUUGGCUGAAGAAGGUCAUCGGGAAACCGGCGGCAACGGGGGUUUGAGAGCCAAAAGGGAGAAGUUUGCCCCUGAGACCUGGGAUGGUCUGCGCCCCCGCUGGACUGAACGUGAACGACGCCUGAAGAGUCGAUGCGGCGGACUCCUAGAGGGGUGCGAGGGCGUUCAGUUCAUGCACCAGACGGCCAAGGAAUUCAUGUCCCGGGAAUAUAUAUGGAACGCCAUCUUUCCCAGAUCCAACGGCUUUGUUUCCACGGCCGCCAAGAACCUUGCCAUCCUGAGCGGACUGAUUCGACGUCUGAAAUGCUGCCGGGAGGUCACCUUGGAGGCCCAGCGGAUUCAGAGGGAGGAGUCCCGUGGGGGCCCAAAGCAACAUGACUCUGACGCCCCAAAUCCGCAUGUGGCUGACUACAGACUUCUACAUAAUGCUCUCUUGGUCGCUGGCCACACUGCCUUAGACCAUUUAGAGGGCGAAGACUACGACGAUUUCGAACAGCUGGUGGAUGAACUGGAUGCCACCGGAAGUUAUCACGCUUUGCCCCAGGGAACUGAGAUCACAUAUCCGCCCCGCCGUGACUGGGAGAAGAUUUUUUUCGGUAGAAGUGGCUGGCUCGGGGCUUUACUCGAUAAAGUUAGAAAAGAGCGGCCCGCAAGAACCGAGACCGACCACUACAUUGGAGAUCAUGGUCCCACUUCAUCCCCAUCAAUACAUUGUCCACAGACUCAAGGGGAAAGGAAUUCCUCAGCCGCAGCUCCAAACAUUGCUUCGGGUCGCUUCCGAACCGUUUCUCCUGUCUUGGAAGGGGAUAGAGGGCGUUAGCCUCGCGGGAACCACGUGUGCCUAGGUUGUGCGCGUGCUGUUCGCAGAGGGUGCAGACCCAAACGGCAAGCUGGACGAGAGCGACGAUCGAAACUCCGAGCCUAAC
Thermothielavioides terrestris NRRL 8126 is the source of this 2275-nucleotide messenger RNA. RefSeq lists its product as uncharacterized. The coding region runs from base 4 to 2169 and encodes 721 amino acids. Lineage: Eukaryota; Fungi; Ascomycota; Sordariomycetes; Sordariales; Chaetomiaceae. The transcript is spliced from 3 exons. The record is from RefSeq and is a predicted model, not a curated record.